Messenger RNA from Monopterus albus (swamp eel), 20179 nucleotides. Its product is annotated as plectin-like. Gene Ontology annotation, molecular function: cadherin binding; calcium ion binding; ankyrin binding. The transcript has 75 exons. The record is from RefSeq and is a predicted model, not a curated record. The coding region runs from base 27 to 20060 and encodes 6677 amino acids. NCBI's taxonomy places the organism in Eukaryota, Metazoa, Chordata, Actinopteri, Synbranchiformes, Synbranchidae. Gene Ontology annotation, biological process: hemidesmosome assembly; wound healing; intermediate filament cytoskeleton organization. Gene Ontology annotation, cellular component: hemidesmosome; perinuclear region of cytoplasm; cytoskeleton.
GAAACCCACUCGGGCACGAGGAGAACAUGCAAAGCCCAGACAGAAAGGUCCCGGUCGGCUGCAAGCUGAUGGCCACCCGUAAAGACAGACGCAGAGAUGGAACCCCACUGGAAGAAAGCUGUGGAAAAAAGAGCAGUGGCCCCUGUCCUGGAGAUACCCUGCCCUGGAACCUGUCCAAACACCAGAAGGUCAAACUCUCCAAGUCAUCCUCAGGGGAGGUCCUGGAUCCAGCAGAGAGGGCUGUAAUUCGCAUUGCAGACGAACGGGAUCAAGUGCAGAAAAAGACCUUCACAAAAUGGGUGAACAAGCAUUUGAUAAAGGCACAGCGUCAUGUGACAGACCUGUACGAAGACCUUCGGGAUGGACAUAACCUGAUCUCUCUGUUGGAGGUCCUCUCUGGGGAAACACUGCCCAGAGAGAAAGGCCGCAUGCGAUUCCACAAACUGCAGAAUGUACAGAUAGCACUGGACUUCUUGAAGCACCACCAGGUCAAGCUGGUUAACAUCAGAAAUGAUGACAUAGCAGAUGGAAACCCCAAACUAACUCUGGGGUUAAUAUGGACCAUCAUCCUCCACUUUCAGAUCUCAGAUAUUCAGGUCAACGGCCAGUCAGAAGACAUGACAGCUAAGGAGAAGCUGCUGCUCUGGUCCCAGAGGAUGACAGACGGCUACCAGGGCAUCCGUUGUGACAACUUCACCACCAGCUGGAGGGAUGGCAAACUCUUCAAUGCUAUUAUACACAAGCACUAUCCCAGAUACAUAGACAUGAGCAAAGUGUACAGACAGAGCAACCUGGACAACCUGGAACAGGCCUUCAGUGUGGCUGAGAAAAACCUGGGAGUGACACGCCUACUGGACCCUGAGGAUGUCGAUGUCCCACACCCUGAUGAGAAGUCCAUCAUCACUUAUGUAUCAUCCUUGUAUGAUGUGAUGCCUCGCGCUGACGUGCAUGACGGCAUCAGAACUAAUGAGCUGGAGCUGCGUUGGCAGGAGUACUAUGAGCUGGUGACUGUUCUGCUCCAGUGGAUCCGCCACCAUGUCACGAUCUUUGAAGAGAGGAAGUUCCCUGCCAGUUAUGAGGAGAUAGAACUUCUUUGGCGCCAGUUCUUGAAAUUCAAAGAGACAGAGCUACCAGUGAAAGAGACUGACAAGAAUCGGUCUAAACUCGUCUACCAGUCCUUUGAGAGUGCUGUGCAUGCCGGUCAGGUGAAGGUCCCGCCAGGCUACCAUCCCAUUGAUGUGGAGAAAGAAUGGGGUCGUCUCCAUGUUGCUAUCCUUGAGAGAGAGCGAUUGCUGAGGAUAGAGUUUGAAAGACUUGAGAGGCUCCAGAGGAUUGUCAGUAAAGUCCAGAUGGAGUCUGGAGUGUGUGAUGACCAACUCAACCGCCUGGAGACUCUGCUGCAGGCUGACAUUCGUCUGAUGAAUGCUGGGAAACCACCUCAGAACACAGCAGAAGUUGAGAGGGAUCUGGACAAAGCAGAGAACAUGAUUCGCCUGCUCUUCAAUGACGUACAGAUUCUCAAGGAUGGGCGCCACCCACAGGCUGAACAAAUGUACCGCAUGGUUUUCCGCCUCCACGAGCGCCUGGUGAACUUGCGUAGCGAUUACAACCUCCGUCUGAAGUCUACUAUGAGCCAGUCCCAGGUUAGCCUGAAGUCAACCAUCCAGGAAACAACCGUGAGGAUACGGCCUGAGAUGGAUGACGUGACACUGCGCUAUGUCCAAGACCUGCUGGCCUGGGUAGAGGAGAACCAGCGUCGCAUUGAUGAAGCUGAGUGGGGCUCUGACCUGCCCUCUGUGGAGUCACAGCUGGGCAGCCACAGAGGCCUGCACCGUACUGUGGAGGACUUCCGAUCCAAGAUUGAGCGGGCCAAGGCUGAUGAGAGCCAGCUAUCUCCUGUCAGUAAAGGCAAGUACAGAGAAUACCUGGGUAAACUGGACAUUCACUAUGGCAAACUACUGAACUCUUCCAAGUCCCGCCUAAGGAACUUGGAUUCACUCCACAUCUUUGUCAAUGCUGCCACUAAAGAACUGAUGUGGUUAAAUGACAAAGAGGAGGAGGAGGUGAACUUCGACUGGAGUGACAGAAACACCAACAUGACUGCUAAGAAAGACAACUACUCGGGUCUCAUGAGAGAGCUGGAGCUGAGGGAGAAGAAAGUCAAUGACAUCCAAGCCAUGGGAGACACACUUGUCAGGGAUGGACAUCCUGGCAAGAAGACAGUUGAGGCCUUCACAGCUGCCCUUCAGACACAGUGGAGUUGGAUCCUCCAGCUGUGCUGCUGCAUUGAAGCUCACCUCAAAGAAAACACUGCCUACUACCAGUUCUUUGCAGAUGUGAAAGAAGCUCAGGACAAGAUGAGGAAAAUGCAAGAGAACAUGAAAAAGAAAUACAGCUGUGAUCGCUCCACAACAGCCACACGCCUGGAGGAUCUGCUGCAGGAUGCUGUCGAAGAGAAAGAGCAGUUGAAUGAAUUGAAGACCAUGGUGACUGGCCUGAACAAGAGAGCCAAGUCUGUCAUUCAGCUGAAACCACGUAACCCCACCACCUCCAUCAAAGGCAAGCUGCCUAUUCAGGCUGUCUGCGACUUCAAGCAACAGGAGAUUACUGUCCAUAAAGGGGAUGAGUGUGCUCUCCUCAACAACUCUCAGCCCUUCAAGUGGAAGGUCCUGAACCACUCUGGAAACGAGGCGGUGGUGCCCUCUGUCUGUUUCAUUGUGCCUCCAGUCAACAAGGAGGCUGUAGACAGUGUGUCCAGUCUGGAUGAAGCUCAUCAGCAGAUGAUGUCCAUGUGGCAGAUACUCCAUAUAGACAUGAAGAGUCUGCUAUCGUGGCAGUACCUGAUGAGAGACUUCUCACAGAUACGCUCCUGGAACAUCACCAUGUUAAGGACAAUGAAACCAGAGGAAUACAGGCUGCUGAUAAGGAACAUGGAGCUUCAUUACCAGGACUUCCUGCGUGACAGCCAGGACUCGCAGCUCUUUGGCCCUGAUGACCGUGUGCAUAUUGAGGAAGACUACACCAAGUCGACACUGCAUUUUGAAAACCUGCUUCGCUCCAUGGAGAAAGGUCAACAGGACGAGUCUCUGUGUAAGAACUACAUCUCUGAGCUCAAGGACCUGCGUCUGCAUAUAGAAGACUGCGAGGCUCGGACCGUGGCUCGCAUACGCAAACCUAUGGAACUGGAGCCUCUGAAAGAAUGUGCUCAGAAGACAACAGAGCAGAAGAAAGUCCAGGUGGAGCUUGAGGGCCUCAAGAAGGACCUUGAUAAGGUCUCUGUAAAAACACAAGAAGUCUUGAACUCCCCUCAGCAGCCUGCCUCUGCUCCUGUGCUGCGGUCAGAGCUUGACCUCACUGUGCAGAAGAUGGAUCAUGCCUACACACUCUCCGUAGUUUAUCUUGACAAGCUGAAAACUGUGGAAAUGGUCAUCCGUAAUACACAAGGUGCUGAGGGAGUUCUCAAGCAGUAUGAGGACUGUCUGCGUGAGGUUCAAACUGUGCCCAGUGACAUUAAGGAAGUAGAAACUUAUAGAACAAAGCUGAAGAAAAUGCGAGCUGAGGCUGAGGGUGAACAGCCGGUGUUUGAUUCCCUGGAAGAAGAGAUGAAGAAAGCCUCUACUGUGAGUGACAAGAUGUCACGUGUGCACACCGAGCGUGACGCUGAGCUGGACCACUACCGCCAGCUCCAGUCUAGCCUCCAGGACCGCUGGAAGGCCGUGUUCACCCAGAUCGACCUUCGUCUGAGGGAACUUGAGCAGUUGGGCCGCCAACUGGGCUACUACCGCGAGAGUUAUGAUUGGCUGAUUAACUGGAUUGCCGAUGCUAAGCAAAGGCAGGAGAAGAUCCAGGCUGUGCCCAUCACUGACAGUAAAACUCUGAAGGAGCAGCUUGCCCAGGAAAAGAAACUUCUGGAGGAGAUUGAGAAGAACAAAGAUAAAGUUGAUGAGUGUCAAAAAUAUGCUAAAGCAUACAUUGAUACCAUCAAGGAUUAUGAACUCCAGCUGGUUGCCUACAAAGCUCAAGUGGAGCCUCUUGUUUCUCCUGUGAAGAAAACCAAACUGGACUCUGCUUCUGACAACAUCAUUCAGGAGUAUGUAACACUGAGGACCCGGUACAGUGAGCUGAUGACCCUGACUAGUCAGUACAUCAAGUUCAUCACCAACACACAGCAUCGCUUGGAGGACGAGGAGAAAGCUGCAGAGAAACUCAAAGCGGAAGAGCAGAAAAAAAUGGCCGAGAUGCAGGCUGAGUUAGACAAACAGAAGCAGUUAGCUGAAACUCACGCACAGGCCAUUGCCAAAGCUGAGAAAGAGGCUCGAGAACUGAAACUUAAAAUGCAGGAAGAAGUAAGCAGGAGAGAAGUUGCCGCUGUAGAUGCAGAGAAGCAAAAGCACAAUGUCCAGCUGGAACUGCAUGAGCUCAAAAAUCUCUCUGAGCAGCAGAUUAAGGAUAAAAGUCAACAGGUGGAAGAGGCUCUUCAAAGCAGGGCCAAGAUUGAGGAUGAAAUCCAUCUAAUCAGGAUCCAACUUGAGACAACUCUAAAACAAAAGUCUACUGCUGAAUCUGAGCUCCAGCAACUUCGUAGCAGAGCAACUGACGCUGAGAAACUCAGAAAGGCUGCCCAAGAAGAAGCUGAGAAACUUCGUAAACAAGUUAUUGAAGAAACCCAGAAAAAGCGCAUAGCAGAGGAGGAACUCAAACUCAAACUUGAAGCAGAGAAGGAAGCUGCUAGGCAAAAGCAAAAAGCUCUGGAGGAACUUGAAAACCUCAAGUUACAGGCUGAGGAGGCUGAAAGGCAAGUGAAACAAGCAGAAAUUGAAAAGGAGAGACAAAUCCAUGUUGCUCAUGAGGCAGCUCAGAAGACUGCUGCUGCAGAACUUAAAAGCAAACACAUGUCCUUUGUAGAAAAAACCUCAAAGUUAGAGGAAUCACUUAGACAAGAGCAAGGUGCUGUCAUUCAGCUGCAACAAGAAGCAGACCGUCUCAAGAAACAACAAGAGGAAGCAGAAAAUGCCAGGGAAGAUGCAGAAAAAGAGCUAGAGAAGUGGAGGCAGAAAGCUAACGAAGCCCUUCGUCUAAGACUCCAGGCUGAAGAAGAAGCUCACAAAAAGAGUCUUGCUCAAGAAGAAGCUGAGAAACAAAAGGAAGAGGCUGACCGUGAGGCUAAAAAGAGAGCCAAAGCUGAGGAGUCAGCCCUCAAGCAGAAAGAUAUGGCAGAACAAGAACUUGAGAGGCAGAGGAAAGUAGCUGAGAGCACAGCCCACCAGAAACUCAUGGCAGAACAGGAACUGAUUCGACUUAGAGCAGAUUUUGACAAUGCAGAGCAGCAGAGAUCCCUCCUUGAAGAUGAACUUUACCGCCUGAAGAAUGAAGUCAUUGCAGCUCAGCAGCAAAGAAAACAGCUAGAGGAUGAACUGGCCAAAGUAAGAAGUGAAAUGGAUAUACUCAUUCAGCUCAAAUCUAAGGCAGAAAAGGAAACCAUGUCUAACACUGAGAAGAGCAAACAACUUCUUGAGGCUGAAGCUGCCAAGAUGAGGGAUCUGGCUGAUGAAGCAAGCAAGCUAAGAGCCAUUGCAGAGGAGGCCAAGCAUCAAAGGCAGGUUGCUGAGGAAGAGGCUGCUCGUCAGAGAGCAGAGGCUGAGAGGAUUCUCAAAGACAAGCUGGCUGCAAUCAGUGAGGCCACUCGUUUAAAAACAGAAGCUGAAAUUUCCCUCAAAGAGAAGGAGGCAGAAAACGAAAGACUCCGACGACAAGCUGAAGAUGAGGCUUACCAGAGGAAAGCUCUUGAAGACCAGGCCAACCAGCACAAGCAAGAGAUUGAGGAAAAAAUAAUACUACUCAGAAAAUCAUCUGAGGCUGAAAUGGAAAGACAAAAGGCAAUAGUGGACGACACAGUCAAACAGAGACGAGUUGUUGAAGAAGAAAUUCGAAUUCUUAAGCUCAACUUUGAAAAGGCUUCAUCUGGAAAACUUGAUCUGGAGCUAGAACUGAACAAACUGAAAAAUAUUGCAGAGGAAACACAACAAAGCAAGCUCAGAGCAGAGGAGGAGGCAGAGAAACUAAGGAAGCUUGCCCUUGAGGAGGAGAUGAGGAGAAAAGAAGCAGAAGAGAAGGUUAAGAAGAUUGCUGCUGCAGAGGAGGAGGCAGCCAGACAACGUAAGGCAGCUCAAGAAGAGCUUGAUCGUCUGAAAAAGAAAGCAGAAGAAGCCAGAAAUCAGAAAGAAGAGGCUGAUAAAGAAGCAGAAAAACAGAUUGUUGCAGCCCAACAAGCAGCCCUGAAAUGCAGUACAGCUGAACAGCAAGUCCAAAGUGUCCUUGCUCAACAAAAGGAAGAUAGUAUCAUGCAUAAAAAGCUUAAGGAAGAGUAUGAGAAAGCCAAAAUGCUUGCCAAAGAGGCAGAGGCUGCUAAGGAGAAGGCAGAAAGGGAAGCAGCACUCCUUCGUCAACAAGCAGAGGAAGCAGAACGACAAAAGGCAUCUGCUGAGAAAGAAGCUGCAAAUCAAGCCAAAGCUCAUGAGGAUGCUGAGAGACUAAGAAAGGAGGCUGAAUUUGAAGCUGCUAAACGUACACAAGCAGAAGCUGCAGCACUUCAGCAGAAGCACCAGGCUGAUGCUGAAAUGGCAAAGCACAAACAACUGGCAGAGCAAACAUUAAAACAGAAGUCCCAAGUGGAACAAGAGCUCACAAAGGUUAAACUUCAGCUUGAUGAAACAGAUAAACAGAAAUCUGUGCUUGAUGAAGAGCUGCAACGCUUGAAGGAUGAGGUUGAUGAUGCUGUAAGACAAAAGACUCAAGUGGAGGAGGAGCUGUUCAAAGUUAAGAUUCAGAUGGAGGAACUACUCAAACUUAAACUCAGAAUUGAAGAAGAAAAUCAACGUCUCAUCAAGAAAGACAAAGAUAACACACAAAAAUUCCUUGCAGAGGAGGCUGAAAAUAUGAAAAAGCUUGCAGAGAAUGCUGCUAGGCUUAGUGUGGAAGCCCAAGAGGCUGCACACAUGAGACAGAUUGCAGAAGACGAUCUCAAUCAGCAACGAGCUCUAGCAGAAAAAAUGCUCAAAGAAAAAAUGCAGGCUAUACAAGAGGCAUCCAGACUUAGAGCUGAGGCAGAGAUGCUGCAAAAGCAGAAGGACCUGGCUCAGGAGCAGGCACAAAAGCUGCUUGAAGAUAAACAGCAAAUGCAACAACGUCUGGAGGAGGAAACAGAAGAAUUCCAGAAGUCACUUGAAGCAGAGAGGAAGAGGCAAUUGGAGAUCUUAGCUGAAGCAGAAAGAUUAAAGCUUCAGGUUUCUCAGCUCAGUGAAGCCCAGGCCAAAGCUGAAGAAGAGGCUAAAAAAUUCAAGAAACAAGCGGAUACAAUUGCUGCCCGUCUUCAUGAGACUGAGGCUGACGAUUUACGCAAAGCUAUCGCAGACUUAGAAAAGGAGAGGUCUAGACUGAAAAAGGAGUCUGAAGAACUUCAAAAUAAGUCUAAAGAGAUGGCUGAUGCACAGCAGAAACAAAUCGAACAUGAGAAGACAGUGCUCCAGCAGACAUUCCUAACAGAGAAGGAGAUGCUGUUGAAGAAGGAGAAGCUCAUUGAAGAUGAGAAAAAGAGGCUAGAGAGUCAGUUUGAAGAGGAAGUCAGAAAGGCCAAGGCUCUCAAAGAUGAACAAGAACACCAGAAACAGGUGAUGGAAGAGGAGAAGAAGACACUCCAGGCUACAAUGGAUGCGGCCUUAAAUAAGCAAAAAGAGGCUGAGAAAGAGAUGCUUAACAAGCAAAAAGAAAUGCUAGAGCUGGAAAGGAAGAGACUAGAGCAGGAAAGGAUUCUUGCAGAAGAGAACCAGAAACUGCGUGAGAAGCUGCAGCAACUUGAGGGAGCACAGACUGAUAAAGUUACAAAGAAAGAGACUGUCCAUGUAACAAUGGUUGAGACAGCAAAUAAAGUUUAUAACGGCCAAAACGCUGGUGAUUUGGUUGACAGCGUGGCGAAGAAACCAGACCCGUUAGCUUUUGAUGGCAUCCGUGAUAAGGUACCUGCAAGCAGGCUUCAUGACAUUGGUCUUUUACCCAAGAAGGACUUUGACCAACUGAAAAAUGGCAAAAUCACUGUGCAAGAGCUUGGUGAAACAGAAAAUCUAAGAAGAAUUCUUAAAGGAAAGAACUGCAUUGCUGGUGUUUUAACACCAUCUAAUCAAAAAAUGUCAAUAUAUCAAGCAUCAAAAGAGAAGAAGAUUACUCCAGGCACAUCCAUGAUCCUUCUUGAAGCCCAGGCAGCCACAGGUUACAUUUUAGACCCCAUUAAAAACCAAAAACUUUCAGUUAAUGAGGCUGUCAGGGAAGGCUUGAUUGGCCCUGAACUGCAUAACAAAAUGCUUUCAGCUGAGAGGGCUGUUGUUGGAUACAAAGAUCCAUACACUGGAGGGAAGAUCUCUGUCUUUGAAGCUAUGAAGAAGGGUCUCAUAGAGCCUGAUCAUGCCAUCAGAGUUCUUGAGGCUCAGCUUGCAACUGGUGGCAUCAUCGAUCCUAUCAAUAGUCACCGUGUACCCAUUGAAACAGCCUACAAGCAGGGACAAUAUGAUGCAGAAAUCAAUAAGAUUAUGGAGAACCCUUCAGACGACACAAAGGGAUACUUUGACCCGAGCACUCAAGAACCUUUGACAUAUUCUGAGCUAAUGUCAAGAUGCAACACUGACCCUGACACAGGUCUGUUACUCCUGCCAAUUACAGAUAAAGCUGCUCAGUGCUCAAGUAUAUACACAGAGGAGGAGACCAAGGAUGUGUUCAACAAAACAACUGUGUCUGUGCCAUUUGGAAGAUUCAAGGGAAAGACUGUCACCAUUUGGGAACUAAUCAAUUCUGAGUACUUCACUGAAGACCAGAAGAAGGACCUUCUCCGUCAAUAUAAGACAGGCAAAAUCACAAUCGAAAAAAUCAUCAAGAUUGUGAUUACUGUGACAGAGGAAAAGGAGAAGAAGAAUGAAAUUACAUUUGAUGGUCUGAGAGAACCUGUCCCUGCCACUGAGCUCCUGGAAUCUAAAAUCAUCGAUAAUGACCUGUACAAUGAAUUACAAAAGGGUAAUAAGACAGUCAAAGAAGUGUCUGCAAUGGAGCUUGUCCACAAAGCACUGAAGGGCUCAAACUGCAUUGCAGGUGUAGUUAUUGACUCAUCCAAGGAAAUAAUGUCUUUCUAUCAAGCUAUGAAAAAAGACAUGAUGAGGCCAGGGCCUUCUUUGAAUAUGCUUGAAGCCCAAGCAGGAACAGGGUAUGUGGUUGACCCUGUUAAUAAUCAGAAGUACACUGUUGAUGAAGCUGUCAAAGCAGGUGUUGUUGGUCCUGAGCUGCAUGAAAAGCUCCUGUCUGCAGAGAGAGCUGUUACAGGCUACAGAGAUCCUUACACUGGAAAAACUGUAUCUCUGUUCCAGGCAAUGAAAAAAGAUCUCAUACCUAAAGAACAAGGAAUUCGAUUGCUUGAUGCCCAAAUGACUACAGGUGGUAUCAUUGAUCCAGUAAAGAGUCAUCGCAUUCCUCAUGAUGUGGCCUGCAAGAGAAAUUAUUUUGAUGACAAAAUGAAACAGAUUCUGACCAGCCCAAAUGAUGAAACUAAAUGUUUUUUUGACCCUAACACAAAAGAGAAUGUCACAUACUCACAGCUCUUCAAGAGAUGUGUCACUGACAAAAAAACAGGUCUUCAGCUUCUUCCUCUUUCAGACGAAGCAAUCAUUUCAAAGGAGGAGCCAACGUAUACUGAAGUCCAGACAAAAGAGGCCAUGACUCAGGCAACUGUGGAGAUUGACUCUGAACCAUUUAGGGGAAAGAAGAUGACUAUCUGGGAAAUCAUCAACUCUGAAUAUCUCACUGAGGAGCAAAGGCAAGACCUGCUCAGACAGUUCCGGUCAGGAAAGAUUACAAUUGAAAAGAUUAUUAAGGUUGUUAUAACAAUUGUCAAUGAGAAAGAGACCAGGAAACAAGAACAGUCCAGCUUCAAGGGAAUCAGAGCUCCUGUCCCAGCAAGCUCACUAUAUGAUUCCAAAAUCAUUGACAAACCAACCUUUGACCUCCUCCAACAAGGCAAAACAACACCUAAACAAGUCAGCCAGAAUCCCAAUGUCAACAAAUACCUCCAGGGAUCUGAUUGCAUUGCUGGCAUCUACUUAGAGCCUACAAAAGAGAAAACAAGCAUUUAUCAGGCAAUGAAGAAAAAACUCCUCAGACACAAUACAGGUCUUUCACUUCUUGAAGCCCAGGCUGCCACUGGGUUCAUUGUAGAUCCAGUGAGGAACCAGUGUUUGUCAGUAGAUGAGGCAGUGAAGUCAGGACUUGUUGGUCCAGAGCUACAUGAAAAACUUCUCUCUGUAGAAAAAGCUGUCACUGGCUAUAAAGAUCCAUUCACGGGCAACAAAAUCUCCCUCUUUGAAGCAAUGCAAAAAGGUCUCAUCCCGAAAGAGCAUGCCAUGCCACUGCUGGAGGCACAGAUGGUUAGUGGAGGAAUCAUUGACCCUGUAAACAGCCACCGUGUCCCAGUUGAAGUUGCAUAUCAAAAGAACAUAUUCAGUAAAGAAACUGCAAAGACCCUGUCUGAACGAUCUGAUGAUAAUAAGGUUUUCUCAGACCCAGAAACAGAUGAGAAUGUAACCUACAGACAACUUAAAGACAAAUGCCAAAGAGAUCCAGAGACAGGCCUGUAUAUCCUCCCACUCUCCAAGCCUCAGUCUCCAACUGUUGUGGAGAAGACAUAUCUUUACACAGAGGAGCAAACACAGAGUGACCUGACCAACACUCAGAUUGACAUUCCAACUGAGGGCCUUGCUGACAAACAUAUGAACCUCUGGGAAGUGAUGAACUCAAAUUUGCUUCCAGAAGCAGAGAGGAAGAGGCUCAUGGAUGAAUAUCGCUCUGGUAAAAUUACCAAAGAGCGGAUGAUCAUCAUUAUUAUUGAGAUCAUGGAGCAGAGAGAGAUCAUCAGAAAUGAAAGCCCACUGUCAUGUACAACUAUAAGGAGAAAGAUAACUAUUGAGGAGCUCUAUAAUGCCCGCAUCAUUGACUUGGAGACAUACAACCUACUUAUGCAAGGCAAGAGGGAUAUCCGUGACAUAAUGGAGAUGACAAGUGUCAAACAGUAUCUCUAUGGUACAGGCUGUGUUGCUGGGUUCACAACUGACUCAAGCUCCAAGAUGAGCAUAUACCAAGCAAUGAAGAAAGGUUUAAUUAGUCCAGAAACAGCCCUCACACUCUUAGAAGCCCAAGCUGCUACAGGAUUCAUUGUUGAUCCAAUAAAGAAUGAGACACUCACUGUUGAUGAAGCUGUUCGUAAGGGUGUUGUUGGUCCUGAAAUCCAUGAUAAACUUCUCUCAGCUGAAAGAGCAGUCACAGGAUACAAAGAUCCAUACAGUGGGAAAAUCAUCUCUCUUUUCCAGGCCAAGAAAAAGGAUCUUGUUCCAGAGGAAUAUGCUCUGAAAAUGUUAGAGGCACAAAUUGCCACCGGUGGCAUUAUAGAUCCAGAAUUCCAGUUCCAUCUGCCAGCAGACAUUGCCGUACAAAGAGGUUAUAUCAACAAGGAAACCAAUGAGAGACUGGCCACUGAUGUUAAAGGAUUCACUGACCCUGUCACUGAUGAGAAACUGUCAUAUGCACAGCUGCUCAAGAGAUGUAAGUUAGCUGGUGGAUUGUGCCUCCUUCCCCUGGGAGACAAACGGCCAACACUCAAGGGUCUGAGGAAACAAAUCACAAUAGAGGAGCUGCUCCGCUCACAAAUAAUUGACCAGCAGACUGUCACUGAACUGAAUGAAGGUCUCAUUUCACUGGAGGAGAUAAGCAAGAGGCUAUCAAAGUACCUUGAGGGCACAAGCUGUAUUGCUGGUGUAUUUUUAGAGUCCUCAAAAGAACGCCUAUCAGUUUAUCAGGCCAUGAAGAGGAACAUAAUUAGGCCAGGCACUGCUUUUGAGCUCCUUGAGGCACAGGCAGCCACAGGUUAUGUCAUUGAUCCAAUCAAAAACCUCAAACUGACUGUCAAUGAAGCAGUGAGUAUGGGAACUGUGGGCCCAGAGUUCAAAGACAAGCUUCUCUCUGCUGAGCGUGCAGUGACAGGAUAUAGAGAUCCUUAUUCAGGCAAGACAAUCUCCCUGUUCCAGGCCAUGAAAAAGGGGCUCAUCCUGAAAGAUCAUGGUAUCCGUCUCCUGGAAGCCCAGAUUGCAACUGGUGGAAUCAUUGACCCAGAGGAAAGUCACCGUUUGCCAGUUGAGGUGGCCUACAAACGUGGCUUCUUUGAUGAGGAAAUGAAUCAGAUCCUAUCAGAUCCAUCUGAUGACACCAAAGGUUUCUUUGAUCCUAACACUGAGGAAAAUCUAACCUACCUCCAGCUCAUGGAGAGGUGUAUCACUGAUCCUCACACUGGCCUGGUGCUCCUGCUACUUAAAGAAAAGAAGCGAGAAAGAAAGACCUCCUCUAAGUCCUCAGUUCGUAAACGCCGAGUUAUCAUCAUAGAUCCAGACACAGGCAAGGAAAUGACUGUGUAUGAGGCCUAUAGGAAGGGGCUCAUAGACCAUCAAACCUACCUGGAGCUUUCUGAGCAGGAGUGUGAAUGGGAAGAGAUCACCAUGACUUCCUCUGAUGGGACAGUCAACUCAAUUAUCAUUGACAGGAGGUCAGGGAGACAGUAUGAUGUUGAUGACGCUCUUUCUCGUGGCCUCAUUGACCAAAAUUCUCUUGAUAAAUACCGAACUGGACACCUGGCCAUCACAGAAUUUGCUGACAUGUUAUCAGGAAAUGUGGGAGGCUUCCGCUCACGCUCAUCCUCCUUUGGAUCUACCAGUGGUUCCACCUACUCUUCACCUAUGAGCCCCAUACCUUCCAUUAAACCACCUGCAGUUAUAUGGAAUGACCCCACAGAGGAGACUGGCCCCAUAGCUGGAAUAUUAGACAUAGAUACGCUGGAAAAAGUGUCUAUCACUGAAGCAAUGCGCAGAAACCUGGUAGAUAGCAUCUCAGGCCAAAGACUGUUGGAGGCCCAGGCCUGCACAGGAGGAAUAAUUGACCCCUCAACUGGAGAGAGAUUCUCAAUCACUGAUGCUACAGAAAAAGGCCUUGUUGAUAAAGUAAUAGUUGAUCGCCUCAAUCUGGCUCAAAAAGCAUUCAAAGGAUUUGAAGACCCAAAGAGUAAAGUAAAAAUGUCUGCCUCCCAGGCGCUAAAGAAGGGCUGGGUGUAUUAUGAGGCUGGCCAGCGUUUCCUUGAGGUCCAGUAUCUGACUGGUGGCCUUAUUGAGCCUGAUGUUGAGGGCAGAGUGUCACUAGAUGAAUCCAUCAGGAAGGGCGCAAUCGAUGCUCGCACUGCCCAGAAACUGAGAGAUGUCGGUGCUUAUUCUAAAUAUCUAACAUGUCCAAAAACCAAACUAAAAAUCUCCUUCAAAGAUGCCAUGGACAGAAGUAUGGUCGAGGAAGGAUCUGGCCUAAGGCUUCUGGAGGCCUCCUCCCAGUCCAGCAAAGGUCUCUACAGUCCCUACAAUGUCAGUGGCUCUGGAUCAGCCUAUGGCUCUCAGAGUGGCUCAAGAACUGGAUCCCGAUCAGGCUCCAGGAAGGGCAGCUUUGAUGCCAGCUCUGGCUUCACCUCAACCUUCACAUCCUCCUCCUUCACAACCUCUUCAACUAGCUACAGUCCGAGACCACUGGAUAUGAUGGAGGAGGCUGCCAUCAGAAGCAAUGGGGCAUUCACCUCCCAGAAUUCUUCACUCAGCUCCCUUGACUACUCAGAUCUGACCCUUUCCCUCCCAGCUCUCCCUGCAUCAGAGACUGGAAGCAGAGAGGAUGAUGAAAGUGCUUUGUUUGGAUCACCAACACCUACAUCACAGGAUCAGAGACAUGGCCGGCCCAACUGCCUGGGCCAGAAGUCCAAGCAUGUGAGGUCAGACGAGGACUUCCUUAAGGAGUGCUACCAACGACGAAAGGAGUGCCAACCCUCUGAGCAAUGUGGGGAGGCCAAACAAGAAGAUGCUGUCAAAGACAAAGCCACAGAUGAUAUUAACACGGAAAGAGAGGUGGAGAUAGACAGGGAGGCUCAGGAAGUUGAUUGUAAGAGGGAGGAGGGGACUCAAACUCCCAAUUCGGACAAACCACUUCGCAGCUCCCCUGCCUCCACAAUCAGGAGUACCAGCACCCUGGAUAAUGCCUGGCACAGCAGCCCUUCUCCAGCAAAAACAUCCCGAAAUGGGACGCUAACACGGAGAACAGUUCCUCCGGAGUUUGCCAGAUCCCCUCUGGCUCACCCAGACAAGAGUGCUGCAGAGAGGAGGGCCAGCUUCCAGAGGAGAGACUCUAGAGAAGGAAGCCCCUGGUCCUGGAAGACCGUGGCAUCACGUGAGGUUACAGAGGUGACGGAGGUGACAGAGACAAUCAUAACUGAAAUUGUGGAAGUUACAGAAUAUCCAUCUGGAGAUAAAGGAGGGGACCCAAUAGUCACCAGAACUGUUAGAGUCCUGAAUGGGGUGGCAGAGGAACUUGCCGAGCUCCAAAGUGAUGGGCACUCAAGCUCAGACCAGGAUUCAAGCCUGGACAGAAUGAGGGGAACAUCUGCCCUGGCAUUAAAGGAUGUGUCUAUAGACUCUGAGACAUUUCUCCAAAACCUAGAAGCCUUGCUCACAUGGGUCUGUGAAAUAGAGGAGCUCACAGCUAAUCAAAAACCCCCAUCCUCAGAGGUCAAAGUGGUGAAAGCACAGCUUCAAGAACAAAAGCUCUUGCAGCGCCUCCUAAAAGACCGCCGGCAUUGUAUGGAUGCUAUGAUGUCAGAGGGCCCUUGUUUGGUAGAGACCCACCCUGGAGAGGAGGGGGAGCAGGCAAAGGUCAAGUUCUCCAUGCUUAAACAGAAGUGGGAGGCUUUACAGCUGGAGGCAGAGCAAAGGAGGGUGAGUCUGGAGCUUAUCCUGCCCAGGGCCCAGCUCUUCCAGGAAGGAGUAAACAGUUUGCAGCAAUGGCUUAUAUCUGUGGAACAGGCCCUAGCUGAACUACGCAAUGCAGAAAGAGUGAUGCUGCAUCUCUCAGAGGCCACAGACCGGGCCAAGGCUGUUGUUGAAGAGAUUCGAGACAAAACCAUGGAGUUAGGGAAAAUACAGAAGUCAGGCCAUAAACUAAUGGAAGCAAUUUCAGGUAAUGUUUACUGGAGGAGGAAGCCCAACAGAGGCUGGAGCAGGCUCUGGAGGCUUCUAGCCGCCGCACCUCCAGCCCGAGGGGCUCAGACACAUGCUGGAGAUGCAGUACUAUGUGCAGCUGAGCGACAGCGGCUGGAACAGGCUGUGGUGAAGGAGAUGGCUUGGUUCAGAGACACAGCACUGAGUCUUGAAAAGCUGAAAACCAUUAACCUGGAUCCAGAGCUCAUAGCCGAGCAACUCUAUGAACAGAAGAUUUUGGCGGUAGAGAUUCUUCAACACAGGUUCAACAUUGAGAAGAUGAUGAAGAUUGCUGAAAUCUUGAUGACUUACAGUGAUGAAGGAGAAACGGGCGAUCUUCAGACCCCAACAGAUGCGUUACAGGAACAAUGCAACACAACUUCAGCCACCAAUUCUCACGUGGUUCUGCAGCUUGAGCAUGCUCAGUCCCUUCUUCUCCAGUUCUCAGAGGGCCUCGCUGAGGUUUCACCUUGGCUUGAAGAAACUCAAACCCUUAUUGGCCAGCUGUCCUUGAGCACAAUUAGCUAUGAAGCAUUUCGGGAACAACAGGACCUUUUGCAGGGUCUGAGGGAGUCUGUAGCAGAACACAGGCCUUUAAUUGCACGCUUAUGCUCUCUGGCAAAACAGUUGUCAGAACUAAACCCCAUUCAGGGGGACAACUUCUGUCGCAAGGCUAUAGAGGCCGAGGAGCAGCACAGAGCCAUCAGAGACCGGGUCAGAGAGGCUGCUUGUCUGCUCGAAGAGUCCUUGCCUCGAUUCACACAACUGAAUGAGAGGAUGAAUCUUAUCAGAGAGAGUCUUGACCGCCUGCGCAGUGGCAUACAGACUCCCAGCUUACUUCAAGGUCUCACCCCAAGGAUCCAGGAGCAACUGCAGGGCAACAAACAGACCCUGGCUGAGCUGUCCAAGUUGGAGAUGGGUCUCAGCAGUGUCAAGACACAGGCAGAAGAGCUGCUGGCUAACACACAGGCUGCUGGUGAUGGAUCCAUCGGCAAAGCAAUCCAGGAGCAGGCAUUCAGCCUGACCCAGCUGUGGGAUGAGACACACACUCAGGCCCAGGAGAGAGAAAGCUGGCUGCUCAAACUCUUGGAUCUUGCCCUGAAGUUCUGGAGUGAUGUAAACGAUGUCACGGUUUCUCUCAGUGAUGCUCAGCAAGCAGUUUUGGACCUCAAUUCUAGCCAAACAGACUCCGAAACUAUUCGUCAGAGCCUCGAAACCAUGCAGACUCUCAGGGAGGAUAUUGACAGUUUACAGGGAGAUCUUGAUACUCUUGGUGUUCUGGGAAUGGACCUUAUGUCAGCAUGUGGGGAUACAGACAAACCAGAUGUCACAAAGAGCCUAGAUGAACUUUAUUGCACAUGGAACAACUUGAGCAAACUCUGGAACGAGUGUCACAGAAAGCUGGAGGAGUCAUUACAGAUGGCUCUGCACUACCAAGACACUAUGCAGGGUCUUUUUGAGUGGCUAAAGUCAGCUGAGCUGAGGUCUACUGAAGAAUUCAUGGUAGAAACUGACCUGGAAUCAGUUAAAGAGCAGCUAUGCGAUCUUAAGGAAUUUAAGAGGGAACUUUACCAGAAGAAAAUCGAGAUAGAAAGCCUGAACCAUGGCUUUGUAUGCCGGCUGUCUCCAGGUUCAGAGCGUCCAGGCUCAGUAUCGCCUCUGUGUGAUUUCAGACAACGCUGGGACAGCCUGGAGUCAGAGACAGUCAACAGACAGCAUCAGCUGGAAUGCGCUCUGCUGGGUCUUGGUCAGUUCCAAAACACACUGGAUGAGCUGCACACAUGGCUUUCCAGGACUGCUGAACAACUGCAGGGCAGCCUGUCCAUCAGCAUCGACCUGCAGACCUGUGAAAUAGAACUGGCCAAACACAAGGUCUUGCAUAAUGAUGUCAUGUCCCAUGUUCGCACGAUGGAGUCCCUCAAUCAGGCAGGCAGGGGGCUGCUGGAGGCUGGGUCUGGGGACAGCCCACAUGGUCUGCAGGCUCGACUAGAGCAACUCCACGAAACCUGGGAGUUUGUCCGCUGUGAGACUGAACGUAGGCAGCUGGAGCUAGAGAACAGACUGAGUCAGGUCCAAGAUGUUACAAUGGAAAUUCAGGACCUGCUGCAGUGGCUGGAGAACACAGACCUGAGACUGUCCUCCUCCAAGACCAUGUGGGGGAUGCCAGACUCUGCCAGUGAACGGCUCAGUGCCCACCUGGAGUUGUGCAAUGAGAUGGAGUCGAAGCUCCACACCUACACAGAUGUGAGGAAUGCCAUCCACAGGAUGCUAGAGAGCAGCAACCUCGUGCGGGGAUCAAACACAGAACACAGCCUGUCUAUUCUUGAACAGAAAUGGGUUUCUGUUUACGGCAAAGUCCAGGAGCGAAAGGCUAAGCUGACAGAGGGACUGAGUCUGGCCAAGGAAUUUCACAGUAACGUCCAGGAACUUCUCACUAAGAUGAGCAAAUGUGAAGAGUCUCUUGGACUUCUUCCUGCUCCUAGUUUUGUUCUGGACACAGUUUGUACUCAGCUGCAGGACCACAGAAUACUGGUGAAUGAGGUUAAUGGUUACAGUGAGAAGAAGGCCACAGUGGAGAACACAGGCUGUAGACUAAGUGAACUGAGCAGGAAGGAGGACUGUGAUGUCAUUCAUAACCUAAUCAUGACCGUCCAGGACCGCUUCAAAAGGUUACAGCAACGUACUUCAGAAAGAGGCCGGGUGCUGGAGGAGGUCAGAAAGAGUGCUAAACAGUUUAAUGAAUCUUGGUGCUUGUUAGUGGACUGGAUGGCUGAAGUAGAACAGACAUUAGACACACACAAAGAGCUUGCUGUGUCGCACGAGGAGAUUAAACAACAACUGACUGAACAGAAGGAAUUCCAGAAACUGCUGAGGUCAAAGAGACCUAUGUACGAGGCCACACUGAAGAGUGGCCGCAGCCUGCAUGAACGAGCUCACACCAGCCAAGAUCGACAACAUCUGGAAAACUUACUGGCUGAACUUAAAGACACGUGGGACACCAUCAGUGGCAAGUCUAUGGAGAGACAGCACAAGUUGGAGGAAGCACUGCUGUUCUCAGGCAGAUUCACUGAUGCUCUCCAGGCACUGAAUGACUGGUUGUACAGAGCAGGGCCCCAACUAGCUGAGGAUGUUCCUGUUGGUGGAGACAAAGACAUAGUCAACAACCUGAUAGACAAACACAAGGCGUUCCAAAAGGAGCUGGGCAAGCGAGCUGGAUGCAUUAGGACCCUGAAGCGCUCUGUGAGGGAUCUGACCAGGAGCAGCACAGCUGAUGCUCACUGGCUGCAGGAGCAGAUGGGUGAACUGGAGGGCCGCUGGGAGGCUGUGUGCAAACUGUCAGUCAGCAAGCAAGACAGGCUGGAAGCUGCACUUCAGCAGGCUGAGACGUUCGAUGGCCUUGUCCACUCUUUCAUGGAGCGGCUCUCUGAGAAUGAGAGGAUACUGAAAUAUGGAGUGAUACCAGAGGAGGAGGAAAGUUUGCUUGCUUUCCACAAACAACAUGAGGAGUCGCUGAGUGCCUUGCGGGCUCAGGCGGUGGAGCUGGAGAACAUCCAGUGUCUGGGUGAGGAGAUCCUGGCUUCCUGUCACCCAGACUCCAUAAUCACCCUCAAAUCUUGGAUCAGUGUCACUAAGACCCGCUAUGAGGAGGUUCAGACAUGGGCUCAGCAGCAGGGACAUAAGAUCCAGGCGAGCUUGGCAGAGCUGGAGACAGAGAGAGAGGAAGUCCACAGGCUUCUGGACUGGAUCUCCUCAGCAGAGGAAACCCUCAUCCUCAGAGACCAAGAGCCUCUGCCUCAGACUACACAGCAGAACCAAGAACUUAUUGAGCAGCACAGGGUGUUCAUGGAGGAGUUGAAUAAAAAGCUCCCAGAGGUUGAACACGCGACAAAAUCCUGCAAACACAAGAGCAUAUCCAAACAGCAAGUUUCCCCCCGCAAACGGCCACUCACAAAGAGGAGGAGUACUCUGAAGCUGCAGCCUGCUGUACCUGUUCCCCUGGAGCACCUCGACCCCCAGACUCCACAGCUCAGUGAGCUGGUCAGUCAGUGGCAGAAACUUUGGCUCCUGGCGGUAGCGAGACAAAACCAUCUGGAACAACACCAGAAAACACUCAAAGAGAUGGAAGCAUUUGCAAACUUCGACUUCAAUAUUUGGCGAAAGCGUUACAUUCAGUGGAUUAGUCAUUUGAAGUCAAGGAUCUUAGACGUGUUCCGCAGCAUCGACCGGGACCAGGAUGGACGCAUUAGCCAGAAGGAGUUCGUCGAUUAUGUCCUGGCCUCCAAAUUUCCCACCAACUCUCUGGAGAUGAAUGCUGUGGCGAGUAUCUUUGACAUGAACAAUGAUGGCUUUAUAGAUUACUAUGAGUUUGUGAGUGCACUCCACCCCAGCAGGGACCCCUACAGGAAAGCACUGGAUGCAGAUCAAAUCAAUGAAGAGGUGAGCCGACAAGUAUCACAGUGCAGCUGUCCCAAGAGGUUUCAAGUGGAGCAAAUAAGUGCUAAUAGAUACAGAUUUGGUGAUUCCCAACAGCUGCGGAUGGUUCGUAUCCUGCGUAGCACGUUGAUGGUCAGAGUGGGAGGGGGCUGGACUGCCCUCGAUGAGUUUCUGGUUAAGAAUGACCCCUGCAGAGUUAAAGGUCGAACCAACCUGAAGAUCAAAGAGAAGUACUUAUCUCCUACAGGAAGCACCUCCAAGGGUUUGACUGUCAGCAGGUCCAACUCAAGCCUCAGCCUCUACAGCAGUGCCUCAGCCCCCACCAGCCCCUUGACACGCAAGGCUGCAUUACUUCGCAGAAGUUUCUCAGGUGACCGGUGCAUCCGUCCCAGGAGCUCCAUCGCUGCUUUGGGAUCUGAUCUACAGUUUGUUACAACAGGGGAGGACAGCUCUCCUUCACCACCAGAUGAAACAGAGAGAUUACCCACAUGAAUACCUCUGCCUCUGAGAGCCAUGUGUGUGCUGCAGUGCUGAACCCAAACACAGCCUCAGGGCCUUGAAGCAGUGAUAAGCAGAAGCAAAGUGGGGGAGUGGCCAAAAAAAAAAAAAAA